Messenger RNA from Theileria orientalis strain Shintoku, 2100 nucleotides. Its product is annotated as pyruvate kinase. Bases 1 to 2100 code for a protein of 699 amino acids. Lineage: Eukaryota; Apicomplexa; Aconoidasida; Piroplasmida; Theileriidae. Gene Ontology annotation, cellular component: cytoplasm. Gene Ontology annotation, biological process: glycolytic process. The record is from RefSeq and is a predicted model, not a curated record. Gene Ontology annotation, molecular function: pyruvate kinase activity; potassium ion binding; magnesium ion binding. The transcript has a single exon.
AUGAUUUUACCUAUUUUAAUUUGUCUACUCACAUCAUCUAGAGCAUCUCUUAUCGGUUCAAAAUGCCUAUUUUUGUGUGCAAUUAUUGGAUAUAGAGGCUGGUCUGUGCACGGAGUGACCCCUUCGUGCCUACUUAAACAACAUUACGCCUUCCUUCCCAGAUCUUCCAAGCAGCCUGAGAAAAAGUACGCUGAAGAGAAUACAAAUUAUAGAGUUCGCAACAUAAAGAGGAAUAUAUACAAUGUUAAGGCCCCGUUCGAUAAGGAGCACGCCAUCGAGUACUUUUCCAGUUGUCUUAAGGCAAGUUGUAAGACGUUUGAGCCUAGUGAAAUCCCAGAGGGGGAGAUUUUAACACUCACGAAGCAGGUUGCAACGCUCGGACCCGCGACGAACAACGCAGAGGCCAUAAAGUCCUUGGUGGACGCAGGCGUGGAUGUGUUCAGACUAAACUUCUCCCACGACUCGAGGCUUUCGAAGUAUAUGAUCGCCAAGACCAUAAGGCAGCUGGAACUGACAGAAGCGCCAGCCAACUACCCGUACAGGGAGAAUUUCGUAGUUGAGCACAAGUCGAUACUAGGUGACAUACAGGGGCCAAAGCUUAGAAUCGGAAAGUUUAUGCCGAAUUUGGAUGUUUCAGGGAUGUUCCCGGGGAACAAGGGCUGCGAGUUUGUGGAGCUUAAGGAGGGGGACCUGUUUACGUUUGACCCGUACGAUAUACUCGGCACGAAGACGAGGGUGCAACUGGACUACCCGGAGAUUUUGAAACAGCUGAAGGUGGGUGACAAGAUCCUGCUGGACGACGGGAAUUUGUCAAUGAAGGUGGUUUCCACGAACCCGGAGGUGCCCUCAGUCACCGCGGUGGUGAGGAACGACUACAAACUGUUCAGCAGAAAGGGCUUUUCAGUCCCAAACGUGGUGCUCCCGGUCGAGUUUCUGGACGAGAAGGACGUGAAGGACGCGAUCUUCUGCCUGGCGAUCGGCGUGGAUUUUUUGGGAGUCAGCUUUGUGCAGAACAAGUCGGACAUUCUGUACCUAAUUAACAUCUUGAACGACUUCUACAAGUCAGAGUACUACAAUCAGCUCCUGGAGAGGCUGGACAACCUGGACGUGGAGACCUUCGAGGCGAACAGGGAGGACACGCUGGUGGAGGACAUUCUGAACAGGUACUACCACGAGUCGUUUUUACCCAAAAAGGACAUGUUUAAGAAGCUGCUCCCGACGGAAAACGCAACUGGAUUGGCGAUCAUCCCGAAGAUUGAAAAGCAGGCUGCCCUGGACGAUAUACAUGAGAUUCUGAAGGUCUCGGACGGACUGAUGGUCGCGAGGGGCGACCUCGGGAUCGAGACUGACCUGGCUAACCUGCCGAUCGUGCAAAAGAGGCUCAUCCAGCUCUGUAGAGUAGUUUACCGCAAGCCCUGCAUCGUCGCGACGCAGAUGCUGGAGACCAUGAGGUCGUCGCCCAUGCCGACCAGGGCCGAGGUUUCGGACGUAUCAAAUGCAGUUUUCGACGGCGCAGACGCCGUCAUGCUCUCAGCCGAGUCCGCCACCGGCGAGUACCCCAAGGACACCGUGAAGAUCCAGAGGCGGAUCCUCUUCACCACCGAGCGCGACCCCUACUUCCCAACAAUGCAGAUUAUCAAGGAGAUGUUGAUUGACGAGAAUUUGAUCUCUUCCAUCAAGGCCCAGAGGCCGCACCUGUACCAGAAGAUGGACAACUUGCUUAAAAUCGAUAUUCACCACUACAACGAGUUCCUCAACUCGAAGUUGCACAUGAAGGAGGCUCUCGACAGGAUCGCCGACGCCUUUUCCAAGAACGACGUCGACGCCAUCGUGGUAGCCUGCGACGACGGCCUUGAGCUUUUGCAGUGGGUUUCCAGCCAGAGGUACGUGGUUCCCAUCGUCCUCCUCACGCGGAACCCCGCUCUUUCGCGGCAGUCGCAGCUGACUUGGGGCGUCAAGUCGCACUUCCUUCCCGAGGGCGUGAACCCUGAGGACUACUUCCGGUUCAUUGUCAAGCAUUACCCUCCGAACAUUCACGACGUGCUGUUUUUAAAGGCCAGGGGCAACCAGGUUCAAUCGUUUGAAAUGAUCCAUGUGUAA